GGUCUCACACCGCCCACACAACUUGCCCCCUCUCUCUCCCUCUCUCUCUCUGCCUUCUCUCAUUGCUGCCUACUCUCCGCAAAGAAGACGUUGUUGACUAGAUAAACCUUCAACUGUUUUAGACUACUCCUCCCAAAGCCUAUCUGAAGAAGAGAAAGCCAAUUAUAGCGAAUGGCUGAGGUUGCAGUAUCCUUCUUGCUCGAUCAACUAGAGCCCUUCCUGCUCGAAGAGGCAACAACGCUUAUAUGUGGUGUCGAGGAAGACGUUAAGCACAUCAGAACCGAACUGGAUCAAAUAAGAGCCAUCCUCAGAUUUGCCGAUGCAGAAGAAGAUACUGACACACCACUACAAGUUUGGGUUAAGCAAGUGCGAAAUGUUGCAUACGAUACCGACGACGUUCUCCAAGAAUUCAUGCUCCGGUUGGCACAUCAUUACGGGGCUGGAAUUCGUGGUUGUCUUUGGAGGAUUGCUUGCUCCGUGGCGAACCUAAGUGCUCACUUUCAAAUUACUAUUGAAAUACGAAAAAUCAAGCCCAAAGUCGAGGGUGUUUUUAAGACAUACUCUGAGAGGUAUAAAACCGCAUAUGAUCGUUAUCAAGGCCAGAGCAGCAAUGCCGGCAGCAGCAACGAAACUCUUGACCGUCGAGGAGGUGGAGCUGAGCUUGUCGGCAUCGAGGGGCCCAAAAACAAACUCAUUACUUGGCUUCUUGAUGAUAUUUCUGACCUCAAAGUGUUUUCGGUUGCGGGGGCAAGUGGAUCAGGUAAAACCACACUGGUAAACGAAGUUUUCGAGGAUGAACAAGUGAAGAAAAAAUUCCAAAUCCGUGCUUGGAUCCGUUUAUUACAAACAUUUAACGAACAAGAGGUCCUGAAGGACAUGAUUGAAAAACUUUUCGAUGAAAUAAAGCAAGAAGUGCCUCAAAGAAUGGAGACCAUGAAUGCCAACCAACUGAAAAACGUCAUCAAACAAUUCCUCCAAGAACGAAGUUAUGUGGUUGUGCUAGAUAAUGUAUGGAGCACAGAUGUAUGGAACGCCAUCAAGCGUGCAUUGCCUAAUGGCAAUCCUGACAAUGGUGGCAAUCCUGACAACGGUGGCAAUCCUGACAGUGGUGGCAAUCGUGUACUGCUCACAACUCAAAUUAAUGAAGUAGCCCAUUACUCUAGCCCAAAUUCCGAUGAUGUGCAUGACAUGCAGCCCUUGAAUGAUGAACAGUCUAUGCAGCUUUUCUGUAAGGGGACAUUCCAGAGCGAAUGUUGCCCAAAACAUUUAGAACAAUGCGUAAAAAAAAUCUUACGCACAUGUGACGGAUUGCCGCUUGCAAUUAUGGCAGCUAGUGGUUUUUUGUCUCGGAAGCGAGAAAACAUAGAAGAGUUUGAUAUGGUUCAGCGCAACCUGACUGCCAAACUGGAAGGUCGUAACAAAGUAGAGCAAAUCCGUAAAAGGUUGUCUCUCAGUUACUACGAUUUGCCUUACCAUCUCAAAAUUUGUUUCUUGUACUUGAGCAUAUUUCCCGAGGGUUGUGAGAUUGAAAAAACAAGAGUGAUUCGACUGUGGAUUGGGGAACAGUUUGUGCAAGAGAUAGAAAACCUAACGUUGGAAGAAGUUGCUGAAAUUCAUUUCAAUGAACUUGUCAACAGAAACUUAAUCCAAGUGGCGAAGAAAACAUUGGAGGAAAGAACCAGAACGUGCCGUAUCAAUGAUGUUCUGCGGCAAGUUAUGCUUUCCAAAUCGAAAGAGCAGAACAUUGUAUAUCUGGCUAGCACACCAGAUAUUCCAGAGAAUGUUCGACGCUUAGCAAUAUACAACUCCAUAGUAAAUGCACGAGAAAGCAAGCGUUUUUUUCGACUUCGUUCUUUGCUCAUGCUGGGGAACUCAUCUUCUGUGUGCAGUUCAUUCAUAUCUCCGCUUUUAAGUGGUGGGUCCAAGUUGUUCAAGGUAUUAGAUUUAACAGGUACUGCGUUAGAGACAUUCCCAGAAGAAGUUUGUGAACUACUUCAUCUAAGGUAUCUUAGCAUGAGGGAUACAGGGGUGACAGACGUUCCCCAAUCCAUCAAAAAGCUUCGGAACUUGGAGACCUUAGAUUUGAGGCAUACCAAGGUAGCUGAGCUGCCUGUCGAAAUAGGAAUGCUUUGGAAACUUCGGCAUCUCCUUGUUUAUUAUGACAAGCUUUCUGUGGGUUUUAAAGCCACUGGGGAAAUAGAAAAUUUGAAAUCCUUACAAAAGCUUGUUACAAUCGAGGCAGACCAAAGCAAUGGCGCCGGUAUAACGGGAGAGGUGGAGAAGCUUACCCAACUAAGGACCUUGCGCAUCAUUACAAGAUCGAAACAAGAAGAUGGAAUGACCUUCCGCUUGUGUCUUGAAAAUUUGAGCAACCUUCGCUCAUUGAGUGUUGUAUCAAUAAAAGAGGAUGAUAUCGUUGAUGUGAGAUCUUUAUCCUCAAGUCAUCAGUUUCUUAAAAAGCUACACUUGAGAGGACGUUUAAUUGAGGUAACAAAAUGGGUACCUUCUCUUUUUAGUUUGGUCAGAGUAUGGUUUCAAGGGAGCGGGUUAAUGGAUGACUCACUUCAGUGCCUACAAGAUUUGCCCAAUCUCCUAGAACUUGGACUCAUUAAUGCCUAUGAUGAAGAGAAAUUGUGUUUCAAGGCCGAAGGGUUUCAAAGGCUAAAGAGGUUACAGUUUGGUACGUUGAAGGCGUUGAAACGGGUGACAGUGGAGAAUGGUUCCAUGCCUUGUCUUGUGAUGCUAUCAAUUAAGGCAUGCGAUAAAUUGGAAGAGGUGCCAUCAGGAUUCGAACAUCUACCCAACCUUGAGUCGCUUCAUAUAAAUGGCAAUGCUGAAUCAUGGAUUCAAACCUUGUGGUAUCAAGGUAAAAAAGGUGAGCACUACCCGAAAAUUGCAACCAUUCCCAAGGUCGUUAUAAAUGGUGAUUUGGUGUGAUUUUUUAUUUUUGUUUGGUUUGGUUGGGAGGGAGAACUGGAGAAGUGAGGUUUGACAUUGUAUAUUCCCGAAUGCAAAUCAUCUCCGAUGCAUUGGCUCCUUCUCUUGGGGUCGGACCUGGUUGCAUAAUAUCAUGUUAUAUAU
Ilex paraguariensis (yerba mate) is the source of this 3081-nucleotide messenger RNA. NCBI's taxonomy places the organism in Eukaryota, Viridiplantae, Streptophyta, Magnoliopsida, Aquifoliales, Aquifoliaceae. The record is from the annotation of a GenBank genome assembly.